This is a messenger RNA of Paramecium octaurelia, 1286 nucleotides long. Lineage: Eukaryota; Ciliophora; Oligohymenophorea; Peniculida; Parameciidae. The record is from the annotation of a GenBank genome assembly.
CUUAACUAAGGAAUGUACUAUGUUUGUAAGGGAUGCGAUAAUUGCUGUCGUAGCUGUUGUAGAUGUUGCGAAGUAAAUAUUUUCAUAUAACUCCAAGGAAUGUUGUGGAGAAUGUUGCGAUGCAAUUUCAAAUUGUUUUUCUACACCUUUCUCAUUUUGUACUUUCAUUACUUUUUUUGUCUCAAUAAUUCCAUUCAUCAUAAUGAUAGUAGCAUUAAUACAGAGUUCUGAUUUUGAUUGUCAAGAAAACAUAAAGACUUUUCUAAUAAUUUAGGGGAUCAAUAAUUUGGUAAACUUUUUGUUCUGUCUCUACAUAACAUUUCACUAUGGCUAUUACGGUAAAUAUAAAGUGGAGAACUAAAAAACAUUUUGGGAAUAAACAGUGGAUCUAAUCCUAUACGAUUGGUUUGUUUGCAUAUACAUAUUUGCACUAAUCUUCUUUGUAAUUUGGCUCAUAAUAUGCUUCUCAGCAGCUAACAACGAGGUAUUCAGAUAAUCAUAAUUAAGCCCGAUAUCUCCCCUUGUCGACAAUAAAAUAAUGGGUUCUUAAUGACUGCAUUAACAAUCAACUUAAUAUGCAUGAUAGUGUACUUAGUGGUUGGAUUUUUGAUUUUUAUCAUUACUGUCAUUUUGUACUCAUGCGAUGAUGGCAGUUGUAGUUGCGGAGGCUGUGUAAAUAAUUCUUUUAAUUCUUAGUUCAGAUGUUGUUGCCUAAUUAUGACCUGUGGAUUGUGCGAUGUGGGAAAGGACAAGAAGAAAUACUCAAAGGAAUACACGGAACAAAAAAAGGCUAAGUACAAUGAAGGAAGAAAGGGUUGGUUGCAAUCUGGAAAGAGAUUAUUCGGAUUUCUCUCUCUUGGAAGAGCAAAUCCUAGAAUGAACUAAAUGAAUACGAAUAUGGAUCAAUAAUAACAAAAUCAAUACUAUCAACCACCGUAGCAAUAACCAAACUAUCAAUAACCGAGACCUGUUCAUUAGGAUAGAUCAGUAUCAUAUUCUAUUUAGCUUAGUUCUUUGAUAAAUUGUCGGAUUGUUUCAAAGGCAAUGAUAAUAACAAUCCCCCCCCACAAAGACCUCAAUAAUAGCAGUAUCAACAACAAGUUUACAUCUAGUAACAACCCAAUAUUCCGUAGACUAACAAUUAUCAAUAACCAUAUCAGCAAGCUUAUCAAUAACCAUAUCAAUAUUAAUAACAGCCAUAUCCACAAUAGCAGUAUUCAUAGCCACCGUAAUAUCAACCUAAUUAUUAAUAUCCUUAGCAAUAAUAAAAUGGAUGGGGAAAAUGA